Molecule: messenger RNA, 717 nt
Organism: Zymoseptoria tritici IPO323
Lineage: Eukaryota; Fungi; Ascomycota; Dothideomycetes; Mycosphaerellales; Mycosphaerellaceae
Exons: 1
Coding region: 1-717 (238 amino acids)
Source: RefSeq, a predicted model, not a curated record
AUGAUUCAGACGGUGAUGGCCACUCGAAAACACCCGGCAACCAGCUCCUCCGCCAUGGACCUGACUGAGACUCGUCCAACUCCCGCCGCAUGCGCUAUGUCCAGUUCUAAAAUCAAUGUAGAAGCGUACGGCUCGGAUGCGGAGUCCUUCGCCGAGAAGUCUUCCGACGAGGAGUACCCGGAUGAAGAGGAUUCCGACGGGGGAGACUCCGACCAAGAAGAAGACCUGAACAUGCAAACACUUCCAGUCAACACCCCAAACUGCGGCAAGACCCUGGAAACCACGGAGAUCUGCGAGCAAUUUCUCAUCCAUCUGUCGAAAAAGGACAUGCUCCGCUGCUUACGCGUCUCGCAAAAGUUCAACGCCACCAUUGGGGGGUCUAUCACACUGCAGCGUCGUCUCUUUUUGGCACCACAAACCAAGCCCAUCAUCGGCAAGGCCAUUCCUCGCGAUCCAGUCAUGGCUUUGCGUCCGCCGUUGAGUCUAGCCGAGAACGGAGGCCACAAAGGAAUCGCCAGAACAGAUCGCCUCGUCCGCAUGAAUUCCUUCUUCUUCCGGCAAUUGUACGAAAACGACUACAGCGAAACACAAACCAUUCGAAUCAACAAUCCCAACCAGAAGAAGUGGCGCAAAGUUAAGAGCUCCCUCUCCUCGCCGGCUCUCGGUGAAAUGUUCAUCACGCAGCCUCCGAUGACUUACAUCAAGCUUGGGCUCUAG